AUGCUCUCUCGCUCUUUAUCGGCCAAGUACCACAACUACAUUACACUAGGGCAGAGUUCUUCCGAGGCCUCUCAUCAAAUGAGAGACUUCGGAAAAACUCUGUCCUAUUCGAGUAAAAGUACAUUCUCUGACACACAAAUUGUUAGAGAUCACAAGCACACUACAUUAGGACAGAGUUCUUCCGAGGCCUCUCAUCAAAUGAGAGACUUCGGAAAAACUCUGUCCUAUUCGAUUAAUUACAGAAUCCUAGGCCUUUUGGGAACCAGGAAAGAGUAG
Messenger RNA from Trichomonas vaginalis G3, 276 nucleotides. RefSeq lists its product as uncharacterized. Lineage: Eukaryota; Parabasalia; Trichomonadida; Trichomonadidae. The transcript has a single exon. The record is from RefSeq and is a predicted model, not a curated record. Bases 1 to 276 code for a protein of 91 amino acids.